Messenger RNA from Funneliformis geosporum, 360 nucleotides. Lineage: Eukaryota; Fungi; Glomeromycota; Glomeromycetes; Glomerales; Glomeraceae. The record is from the annotation of a GenBank genome assembly.
AUGAAACCAACUAAAACUAAAAAACAAGUAAUUGUGGUACCUACCACCCAAAAAACUAUGGUAAAAACCAAACCAGUCAAAACAUUGACUAAAUCCCGCCCUAUCCGCUCUAAAUCUAAUACUCUAGCUUAUUAUAAUUGCCUGAUUGACCAAGUGGCUAAUCCGGUAAAUGAUAAAGUCAAAAUUACCAAGUUAGCCCAUCAUUGUAAAUGUAAAAAAGGAGAAGUCGCCGUCGCUCGUCAGGAACAUAAAGCCCAGUUAGUUCAAAAAUUAGCCCAAAGUUAUAAAAAUUUCGGAGAAAGUUUAGGUCAUUAUCUACAUGCUGAUAUUGUGGGUUGUGCCAAGGAAUUAAAGAAAUAA